Schizophyllum commune H4-8 is the source of this 1789-nucleotide messenger RNA. RefSeq lists its product as uncharacterized. NCBI's taxonomy places the organism in Eukaryota, Fungi, Basidiomycota, Agaricomycetes, Agaricales, Schizophyllaceae. The record is from RefSeq and is a predicted model, not a curated record. The coding region runs from base 1 to 1788 and encodes 595 amino acids. The transcript is spliced from 3 exons.
AUGGCCACUCCUCGCAGCUUCCAAUCAUCCAAGAAGGAGCUGAACGCUAUUGUCAUUGAAUUUGCAAAGUUUCAACCCGCAGACUUUGAACGCACCGACUCGCCGCGCUUGCGACCGUUGCUCAAGAGGCUCGACGUGCUGCUACGCCACGGCUUCCCAUUCGCUGAAUUCGACAAAGGACCGCCAACGCGCAAAAUUGGAGACCGCCGUCUGCUCUCUCUGACUGACCCUCAGAUUGACAAGGCGAUGGAUUCUCUUCUUUGCUUCGCCGCAAUAUGUGGAGAUCUUGGCAGCUUCCCCUUCAUUCCAGCGGCCAGCGGGGUGUACGGUCACCUUCGCACUUACAUUCCUGCCGUGCUCGAUUGGAUGGAAUUAUUGCACCCGAUGAACGGUCACCUACAACCCGCCUCAGGCGCGAACGGUUAUCAGGAUCUUUGCCGUCUUAUAUCGGCGCUACUGCACGCCGUCUGCCUUCCGGGCAUGUACGGUGGCCGCGAACAGAUGUACGAAUACAUCUUCACUACUUCCAUCAUAACUUAUUUGGUCGACAUGUGGCUCAACCUCUUCCGGUAUACCGCCGAUCCGACAUGGGACGCGGUGAUGAGGCUCGUGAAGCUCAUGUACGACCUCGCAGAAAAUAUCUACGCGGAGAAUGGGCCGUCGCGCGUCGCCAGCGAGCUCAUUCUCAGCACAGUGCGCCAGAGGAUACAUAACAAACGGCGGCGCCUUUGCCAUGUCAUCUCAAGCUACGGCCUUUACCUCAAGGAUGUGACGCGAUUCCGCUAUGUCUCCCUGCACCUCCUCGCUCUGGCCAGUAUCUUGACGCGCGCCCCUGAACUUCAAGUUUCUGCCUGCCCUCGGGAAGACACACGCAUCCUCGUCCAUCUUCUGGAUCACCACAUCACCACCUGCAAUUGGCCGGCGCUGAUGAUGGGAUGCACCUACCUCAGCAACCUUUGGAUAUCUUCACUCAACAACAAGGCGGUCGAGUGGGCGAUCAAUGACGGCAUCAUCGCCACGGUUCUGAAUGCCCUGAAACAUUGCGACUAUCAGAGUGCUCUGAAGUCCGUGCAGGAUGUCGUCCGUCGCAUCACAGAUGAGUUCAACUCCUGGCGGAUACUACGCGCCUUCCACCAAAAAACGACGGACCUCAUACCCGAGCUAGAGCGAGCGAGCGAGCGACACCUGGUCAUAGUCGAAUGCCUGACUGCCUAUUGCGAACGCGCGCCCGCUCUCGACUAUGCGAGGGUGGUUUUUAAGGAAGGCAGAGAAAAAUGCUCGUACUCGGAGUGCGCCCAGUCAUUGACUGAACCCGGGAUUAAAACAUUGGCGUGCCAAGGCAGAGAUGCCUGGUACUGCUCGGAGCGGUGCCAAAGGGCCCACUGGAAGGAAAAGCAUCGCCGAACUUGCUACUUCGGGACCGUCACUCGGAUGUCCCAGCGUGAUUGGCGCUUCAUCUGCGUGCUCGCCGUCGCUCACAUGCAGAGAAACAUACGCUCCAUCGUUGAGGAGGCCCUAGUCUUGGACCCAAACCGCUGCCAUCGAAUGGCACUGCAUGUCGAUCUUCGAGAACCGGCAAUCACGCACAGGGUGGCAGUCGUUGAGGUGAAGGCGCCCGAAGAUGCCUGGACGACCAGACUCGUCAUACAAUGGCGAGAGUGGGGAAGAGAUUCGAUUGAAGACGUGGAUACUGCAUUCCCAUUGGACGUGAUGCUCGAGGACUACGAGAAAGAUGUGGCGGACGCAGAAGACAGAGUAACUUCGGGGCUCGCGAUCAUGGACACGUAGC